AUGAGCGGGCAGCCAGACCCUACUUUGCCGGCAUUCAGCUUACGUCCGUUUUUGUUCUCCUGUUCGACGUCAGACAGCUUCUCUCACGAUGGCCGACCGCGACUAUGAGUUGAGCGUGUCCAAGCUCGACAUCACAGAGCCUAACGUGCGGGAAAGGCAGGAUACGACGCCUGAAAAUGCCUCUAUCUUAGAGAAACAGACAAGGACGCGAAGACUGUUCUCUUCGGCCCAGCUCUUUUGCUUCUCCCUGAUAUACCUUGUAACAUGGAUGGGGAUGGGAAAUAACAUGUACUAUGCCAUGCUCAACGGAGGGCCGGCGGCAUAUGUAUUCAACUACAUCAUCUGUAUCCUGGGUGCUCUCUCACAGGCUGCUUGCUUCGCCGAACUCUCGUCCAUCAUACCGAUCGCCGGAGCCCAGUACUACUGGACCUUCCAUUUCGCCCCGCCGAGGACGAAGAGGUUCUUGACUUGGAUCCAAGGAUGGUCUACCUGGCUCGGAUAUAUCUCGAUUCUGGCCUCGUCCGUCAACGUCGGCGCGGUUACCGUCGAGGCGACAGUGCAGCUUAACAGCCCAGAUUAUGUAAAUGGAGGAUGGCACACGACGCUCCUGGUCCUCGCGCUAUUGACCUUUUACCUGGUCGUCAACCUCUGGUUCUUCCGCAUCGUUCCAUGGUUUGAGCUGGCAUGUGGCCUUGCGAACAUCAUAUUCUUCUUGAUCACCAUCAUCGCCCUCUGGGUGCUGUCCCCGCGCAACCCUUCCGACUUUUUGCUCACAAAAUCCAGUCUCGGCGGUUGGGAUAAUGACUUCCUGUCAUGGAACAUCGGGCUGCUGACUCAAGUCUGGCAAUUUGUCGGCCUCGAGAGUGUUAUCCACAUGGGCGAGGAAACCAAGAACGCCAGGCGCUCUGCCCCCAUCUCUAUGUUUUGGUCCAUGGUUGUCAGUGGCGUGAUGGGAUUCAUUGCAGUUAUCACUUAUACGAUCUGUAUGCCAAACAUUGACGACAUGAUGGCGUCUUCGAAUCCAUUUCUAUAUCUGUUGCUGGCAUCGACCGGGUCACGGGCGCUGACCACGUUUCUGGGUGCUGGGCUCAUACUGCUCAACAUGGGUUGCAACAUGUCGGUAUUUUCUUCCGCCUCGCGGCUGACAUGGGCCUGGGCAAGGGACGGAGGCUUGCCAAUGUACUUCAGCUUGGUCGAUGGCAAAUACCGCGUGCCAAUACGAUCCGUCUUGCUCACCUGGAUUCUCUGCGCCCUCCUGGCCCUGCUCAACAUUGGUAGCGGCACCUACAUCGCUCUUGGAGCCAUCACUUCACUCUCGUCGCUCGCCUCCUACUUCAGCUACACCAUCAUCCUGUGUGUCACUUUGCACACUCGGCUUACCACCGGACUGCAGACAAGUGAGUGGAGUAUGGGCCGUCUCGGCUUGUACGUCAACGCGUUUGCCCUCAUCUACACGGUCUACGCCAUGAUCUGGCUUCCGUUCCCCACGAGUCUUCCGGUUGAUGCAUCGAACAUGAACUAUUGCGGGCCCGUAUUCGGUGCUGUUAUGAUUGGGGCACUUGGCGCAUGGUUUGUAUGGGGGAGCAGGCACUGGCCCGGACCCAACAAGGAUAUCGUGGAGAUUGUUCUCCGCCUGGCUUCUUCGGCAUAGGCUGCAAGAUAGUACCUAAGUAUCCAAUGCAUUGACCACGAGCAACUGUGCCACUUUCCUUGAACAGUUACACGUUGUGGUCACGGAACUGUUCAACAUCGACGUCCAGUCAGUCCAGCGGUCCCGAACAUGAUUCUCGCCAGUUAUGAGAACGGCGUUGGCCACGCCAGAUAUGUCAUUCUCAAAGCUCAAUCUCG
Molecule: messenger RNA, 1848 nt
Organism: Diaporthe batatas
Lineage: Eukaryota; Fungi; Ascomycota; Sordariomycetes; Diaporthales; Diaporthaceae
Exons: 4
Coding region: 89-1651 (520 amino acids)
Biological process (GO): transmembrane transport
Cellular component (GO): membrane
Molecular function (GO): transmembrane transporter activity
Source: RefSeq, a predicted model, not a curated record